AUCUAUUAAGUUUGGUACCAAAACUGUAAUUUGUAAAUGAAACAUAGAAAAGCAACGUGAAUGGAAGGGGAGGAGAAAAAGAAGGGAAGGGGAAGUGUUUUCCGGCGAGAAAACUUGCGCUGAAUUGAGAUUGAUUGCCUAGUCCAUAGAUCAAACCAGACAAGCCACCCAUAGACCACAAGACUCUUUCCUUCUAUGGGAGAGGACUCUCUCUACAAAUUGAUUUUGAAAUUUUCAUCUUACUAGUGGAUUGUACAUGGUAGACAUGUCUUGUCUUGGUGGCCUUGCAUGAGGUCUAAUGCUUCUUUGCUUGGGUUACCUUACUUGACUGCCUUGGUUGCCUCCUAGUUAAGAUAUGUCUACUCGUGUCAUGUUGUUGGAGACGAUGCCUAGAUUUGAUAAGUCGACUACCACUCAUGUGGUCCAUUUGACUUGUCUUUCAACAUCUAAACCUUGUUGGCCUCUACACUAGCACACAACCACAAUUGGCUCUUUAUACGAUCAUGUUUGAUUUGUUUGUAUUAUGACUUCUUGUACUUGUCCCCUUGUUCAUCCUUUGGGGUUGGUGAUAAGUACUUACUAAUCAUGGACAUGGACAUGGACUUGCCCCCUUCCACUCUUGGCCAUGCUCUUAUACUUACGUAAGCCACGAGUGGGUUGGACGUGUGGUGUCUUAUUGGACAUGUCUCCUACUUCAUUCUUCAUGGUGGGUGACAUGCCCGCUUGUACAGACAUAGCCAAACUAGCAUGCUUAUCGCAUGCAUGUGUGGCCUGGACUUCAUAUGGCCUCUUGGACAUGCCUUGUCCAUACUUAACCAAAUUUUCAAAUCUACAAUAAUUUUUAUUGGCUUUCUCACAUCGUGACUUGUUAGAUAUGCCCCUUUGUCCAUUACAAGUGGUUGGAGACAUGCCCCCAUUUCCAGACUUAACCAAAUUAGUAUGCUUAGCUCAAGCAUGUGUUGCUUGUGAUUGAUGUGGUCUCUUAGACACCACAUGUCCCCCAGACGGACAUAUCGACUUCAGCUUGUGGGAAGUUAGACUUUCAUGCCCCCCUCGUUGAGGUCUAGGUACGUGUUUUGAGUCCAUUAGAAUAGCCUAUUUGCCUACUCAAUAUGGGUGGCAUUAGAGAUGGGCAAGCACGUUGUGAUACUUGGUCUACGUUGAAUGGAUCUUCACCAUCUCGUUCAUUGACAAGUGUCUCACCUGAUAUUGUCUCGAGAACGAGUGUUUGAACAUCACCUUGUACAUGAAAGAUCCCAUCACUGGUGUUCAAAGUGGAGGUGAACCUCUCACCACAACUCUCACGUAGAGGGGGUGGUUGAGUUGCCACUGGAUAUAGCAAGUUCCCUAUUCGUGGCUGGGUAUUCCGACCACUGGAGGGAGAAAUAUUUUUGCACACAACUGUAUUAUUUGGUGAUCGGUCUAAACCAUUUUGUGGCAAAACCAUUGAUUGCGACGCUGGUUUUAUUAAAAGUUGCCCAAAAUCUCUUAAACCAUUUUUACUUAUCUCCAAAAUCUGAUCCACACGCCUAUCCAAACUCAAAUAAAAGAAUCAAGUUGAGAUAUUAUCUUAUGGGUACCUGCCAAGGUCUCCUCCAUGCAUCGACGAUUCUCCUCCAUCACUUGACGAUUUUCCUUCAUCACUUGGUGGUUCUCCGUCAUCAUCUUGUGGUUCUCCUUUAUCUAUCAUCUGACGAAGGACCCCCAUUGGUUCACCAAGAUCUCCAUUUGGCGAGGUUGCUGGCAAGAUCUCCACCCCACCAGUACCUCUGGCCACCGCCUUUGAUGAUUGACCAUGUUCUAUGUUGGCCACCUGCUCCUCCACCGGAAUUUCACCUUAUUGAUUCCUCCUCCUUGGAGCCAUCAAAUCAAACACAAGGUCCCAGCGGGUGUGCCAAUUUGUUUUCCAGCAAGAAAACUUGUGUUGAAUUGAGAUGGAUUGCACCUGUGACUUCUUUGGACAACGAUUACUAAGAAACAGUUCAAACAUCUUCAAACACAGUUCGAACGAGGGUGUUUGAUUGGUGAUUGAGAAAAACUAAGUUAAAUUACUCUACUCCUAUGGAGAAUCAAUGAGAGCUCCAAACUACGAACUACAUAUAUGGCUACAUGAUAGAGAAAAAGAUAAAGGAUAAACUUGACAUGUGUGUCAGAGUAUUGGUUUUGGGAAAGCCUUCUCUGUCAACUCCUCCUCCUAUUUAUAGCCUUGAAGAUGUAACCAUCGUAGAAAACCGUGUGAGAGUAAAUUUCCGAAAGGAACUGCUUCCCUUCUUCCUCAGACGUGACUGGCGUGUCCUUGUGUCAAGAAUCAGUUGGUCCCAAUAACUCGAGUUGUUGGGAGAGGUUCAAUCGUGGAUCAUAUACCACAACACUAACACGCCCCCUCAAACGAAAGCCACUCACAAGGGCUUGAAGUUUGCACAGGUCUGAAGACAAGAAUACCAUGUGCUUAACAAAUGGGGGUCACCGGGAAUCGAACACAAGACCUCUCGGUCACAGAAGGCUCUGAUACCAUGUCAAGAACCAGUUGGUCCCAAUAACUCGAGUUUUUGGGAGAGGUUCAAUCGUGGAUCAUAUACCACAACACUAACACCUUGAACGUGGGAUAAUCGGCAGUUGCCCAGUUAACCACCUGCUCUCUCUGUUGGAACUGACGUUUUGUUACUUGCCUCCCUUUUACCAUGACCAUUCCAGAUCUCAAGACGAUGGUCUUUUUCAUCUCACGACCAUGGUGUCUAGAUCUCGCGACUAACGAGGUCUACCAAACUUGAUGAUGCCCACUCGCGACCAUAGUGGUCUACUAGACUUGACGCCAACGCGGUCUUUCCUCUCCCACGUAGCUUGCCUUCUUACUUCCAACUUGUUAGUUUAGAUAUUGGACAUGGUCUAGAUCUCACGGCUAAGGCAUUCUAGAUCUCGCGACCACCUUGGUUUAGCAGACUCGCGACCACCGAGGUCUACCAGACUUAGUCUCUAUCCACGCGACAAGAUUAGUUCCUUCUUGAAGACUUAGUGGUUUGGGCUAAGAAAUAUAGUACCUUAAGGCUUAGUUUAAAUAACAUUAAUUGUUAUAGUUGAUCUGGCCUUAUAAAGACAAUAGAUGUCUUGUGAAUAAUCAAUGUGGUACAAGAUUAUUUUUUAGGUGUAAACAGGAAGGGAGAAGAGAUAGUUACUAUAAUACCCUUAUAGUAAGUGUUAGUAUGGUGCUAACACCAUACUCCCGUGAAACAAGGAUUGCAAAUAUGUUUUAUUUUUAAUUUUAUUUAUCAUUGAUAAUUGGAGUUUACAAAUGCACAAAGUCGUAAUGGGAGGAGGAUCGUGAUGGGUGGUGUCGUAGUGAGGCUCUAGUGGGGGCAGGGAAGAGCAGCCGAGUCAUUCAACUGUUAAUGUGGUGUGGUCGACUAAUAGACUGAGAGUAGUCAAAAAGAAACAUAAAGAGUGGAUUUGGGGGAUUUGUUGAUGUUGUGUGCUUGGCAAGUCUGGGGUGGGGUGGGGGUGGACAAGAACUCAGUGGCAGAGGGGAUUUAGGGUUCAAAAUAUAGAUGGGCGAUCGAUGGAGAAUAAGUAGAAGAGUGAGUGGAUGCUAAUCGAGAAGAAGGGGGAAAAUCAGGUACAAUUUGGGAGGGAGGAGAGAUUUCGUUCGUGGGAUAGAGGAGAAAAAACAGAUGACUCGACGACUGCUGAAGAAAGUGCGAUGAGGAGGUGUAGAAGUAUCAGUGUAGAACACAGAUGUCACAGUCAACUGUCCCUUAGUUUGUUUUAUUUUUCUUUCCUUUCCUUGUCCCGAAAGUAAAGAAGUCACCGUGUC
This is a messenger RNA of Linum trigynum, 3808 nucleotides long. NCBI's taxonomy places the organism in Eukaryota, Viridiplantae, Streptophyta, Magnoliopsida, Malpighiales, Linaceae. The record is from the annotation of a GenBank genome assembly.